GAGCGAGCGAGGCUGUGGCGGCGAACACAGUGCAGCGGAGUGAGGGAGGCGGAGCGCUCGUCGUCCCUCCAUUCAUUGCGAGCAAAGUCUCUGUCUUCUGCUCACGCCUCCGCAGAGAGAGAGGUAUAGAGAAGGGAGAGAGAGAGCGAUGAAAGAACGGGGGAGGAGUCACAGCAUGUGAGCAUACUGACACAUCAGAGAGAGCAAAGAAAGCAACAACAGAAGAGACAGAGAGAUUUGAAGAGCAGCAGCAGGAGGAGAGGAAGGAAGGGAUCUGCCUGCUCGGAGGCCACAUCUGCACUUCCCUUCAGAGGGGAGGACAACGAUAUCUCCACUCGUCCUUCCUCCCUCGUUCCCCCUUCUUGCGUUCUAACCCCUCAGCUGUGCCGGAUCUCCUCCUUCCUGCAGCCUUCUGGAACAACACCAAAGAUUGCGAGAGAUGCAGGGGAGGACGCAGAAGAGGACGGCGGAGAUGAAGAGAUGACUAGUGUGUGUGUGACAGGCUUGCAUGUAGAGGCGACAGUUGCGAGCGUGUGUGUGUGGGAGUCCCCGAUCUCCUGCCGGCUUUAACUAGAUGGAAUCUGGCCCGGCCGGUUGGCAUGGAGAUGGAUGCGAGGUGCCUCCUCGCUCAGUGGACCGGUGCUAGCAAACAAACAACCUCUUGUUUUCUCUCGUCUCCUCUCCGUAUCGCCAGGCGAGUCCAGCAGCGUUAAGCGUGGGCAGUGUGUGUUAUUGUUUCUUUGGAUUCCCUUUUCUCUUUUUUUCCCAAACAGAAACUAAAAGUGAUUGAGAGAAACUCUGUGGACUCGCUCAUAAAUCCACAUGACUGACGCCCCCAUUCAAAGAAACUCUUGAAAGCCUGCAGUGUGUUUUUUGCAGCGAUUCCAGCACCCCGUUCGGGACAGUUCGGCUAAGCCAGAGGGCUGCAAGCUGGUGCUUUCCCCAUUUAUGUUUUGCCUCCCCUUAGUCCUCUUCUCCCUCCCUCCGUCCAUCCCCUGAGGCCCCAUUGUCAUCAUUAAUUUCUAUUGCGAGUCGCCCAUGAAUAAUGGAGGCGGUGGAGUCUCCUCUGGACUAGUGCCUUAAGGGGUGGGAGGCGUGAGGAAAAAGGAGAAGACAAGAGAACGGAGGGUUAGAAAGCAGAGAAGAAGAGCCGAGCGCUGGAGUGUACUCUCUCUACCUCUGUAUGAGAGCGAGGCGGAGGGGUGUGUCCAGCGCCGAACGGAUGAAUGGAAGAGCAGCCGACGGAGGCAGAGCUCAGGAACAACACGUGCUCUGACGACGAAAGAGAGGAGAGGACGAUCCUCAAUCGUUUACAUCCAGACCGCACCUUCCUCUACAACCAGCUGGAAUAAACAAAAGAGAUAAAGGAAGGAAAAAAGCAGAUCCAGAGCCUUUUCCCUGCUUUAAAUCUUCUUCUCUACGGUGUCUUCUUGUUUGUCUUUUAGAACAUUUGUUUGAAUGAUUCAGAAAUGGCGAAAUGGGAUAUCCCUGAAGCUUUGGGUUUUACAUUUUUGAUCCACUUUAAUUAGAAUCUCACUCAUUUAGACACCAGUUCUCUUUUGAAGGAAUGCUCUUCAAAGAACCAAACCAGAUCUGCUCAACUGGAGACUCGUUUGAAGGAAAAACAAGGCUUGUAGAGCUUUUUACAGACCUGGGAAAUGAGGCCAGUUUUGAAAAGAGGACAGUCUCUUAGAUAGACAACAACUUGCUUGGCAACUCCAAUCUGUUUUUGGAUGACAUGGCCUUUUGUUGACAGUCGAUGGACAAAGUAAGGAGGGGGUUGUAAUGUAACUUCCUCCACGCGGACAGACUUUCUGGAAAGUGCCUGAACUUUGUAUCUUUGUAAAAAGGAAACCAAAAAAGGAAGAAAAAAAAAAAGAUACCCGAGCUCACAGAAUCAUGGAUGACUCCAGUAUUUUGAGGCGCAGGGGACUGCAGAAGGAGCUGAGCCUUCCCAGAAGAGGCAGUUUAAUCUGGUCGCCGGCUCAGCUGCGUUGCCACGGCAACAGCAGCCUCCUCCAGCACCUGCUGUCCCCCACUUCCUUUCAUCCCUCCGUCGUUCAGCCCCCCGUCGUCACCCUCUCCCCCUUGUCGUCGUCCUCCUCCUCUCCCUCCCUCUGUUGCUCUGACGGCCCUCUGUCAGCCCCUGUUCACCAGCUGGGAAACCCCUUCCUCUGGAGCUGUCGGACGAGCAACAGGAAGAGCCUGAUUGUGACAUCCAGCACCUCCCCCACCCUGCCACGACCACACUCACCUCUGCAUGGACACACAGGUACCAGCCCCCUGGACAGCCCUCGCAACUUCUCCCCCAACACGGCUGCACACUUCUCCUUUGUUCCUGCUCGCAGUCACGGACACAGGGCUGACAGGACGGAUGGCAGACGCUGGUCUCUGGCCUCGUUGCCUUCCUCUGGCUAUGGCACCAACACUCCCAGCUCCACCGUCUCGUCCUCCUGUUCAUCUCAGGAGAAGCUCCACCAGCUGCCCUUCCAGCCCACUCCGGACGAGCUGCACUUCCUCACCAAGCACUUCAGCUCCGAGAGCAUCACGGACGAGGAGGGACGCCGCUCCCCCAACAUGAGACCGCGCUCCCGCAGCCUCAGCCCCGGGCGUUCGCCCAUCUCCUUCGACCACGAGAUCGUGAUGAUGAACCAUGUGUACAAGGAGAGGUUUCCCAAGGCGACGGCUCAAAUGGAAGAGCGUCUGGCUGAGCUGCUCUGCGCCUCGGCCCCGGAUAAGGUGUGCCCGCUGGCCGACGGGGUCCUGAGCUUCAUCCACCAUCAGCUGAUAGAGCUGUCCAGAGACUGCCUGGAGAAAAGCAGAGAGGGCCUCAUCACCUCGCGCUACUUCUACGAGCUCCAGGAGAACCUGGAGAAGCUGCUGCAAGAUGCUCACGAGCGCUCGGAGAGCGUGGAGGUUACCUUCGUCACGCAACUCGUCAGGAAGCUGAUGAUCAUCAUCGCCCGGCCAGCGCGUCUGCUGGAGUGUCUGGAGUUUGACCCCGAAGAGUUCUACCAUUUGUUGGAAGCAGCAGAGGGCCAUGCUAAGGAGGGCCAGGGCAUCAAGUCCGACAUCCCCCGAUACAUCAUCAGCCAGCUGGGCCUCACCAGGGACCCCCUGGAGGAAAUGGCCCAGCUGAGCAGCUAUGACAGCGGGAACCCAGAAACCCCAGAGACUGAUGACUCAGUGGAUGUUCAAAGCACCACAGUCCCAGCAGUUCCUCCACAGCCUAAAACCAAAGCACCUCGAGAGGAAGACUUUGAAAACAUCAAGCUCAUCAGUAACGGCGCCUACGGCACUGUGUUUCUGGUGCGUCACAAGGAGACCCGGCAGCGUUUCGCCAUGAAGAAGAUCAACAAGCAGAACCUGAUUCUGAGGAACCAGAUCCAGCAGGCCUUCGUGGAGCGAGACAUCCUGACGUUCGCAGAGAACCCGUUUGUUGUCUCCAUGUUCUGUUCCUUUGAGACCAGGAGACAUCUCUGCAUGGUGAUGGAGUACGUGGAGGGUGGAGACUGCGCCACGCUGCUGAAGAAUAUCGGGGCUCUGCCGGUCGAUAUGGCUCGUAUGUACUUUGCAGAGACCGUCCUCGCAUUAGAGUAUCUUCACAACUAUGGCAUCGUACACCGAGACCUGAAACCUGACAAUCUACUCAUCACCUCCAUGGGACACAUUAAGCUGACAGACUUCGGCCUCUCAAAGAUCGGUUUGAUGAGUUUGACCACGAACCUGUAUGAAGGACACAUAGAGAAAGACACCAGAGAGUUCCUUGAUAAACAGGUGUGUGGCACUCCAGAGUACAUCGCCCCAGAGGUGAUCCUGCGUCAGGGCUACGGGAAGCCGGUGGACUGGUGGGCAAUGGGAGUCAUCCUCUACGAGUUCCUGGUGGGCUGUGCGCCCUUCUUCGGAGACACACCAGAGGAGCUGUUUGGUCAGGUCAUCAGUGAUGAGAUCAUCUGGCCGGAGGAGGACGAAGCUCUGCCUCUGGACGCUCAGGACCUCAUCUCCAAACUGCUGAGACAAAAUCCUCUGGAAAGACUGGGCACAGGAAGUGCCUAUGAAGUGAAGCAGCACUCGUUCUUCACAGAGCUGGACUGGAACAGCCUGCUGAGGCAGAAGGCCGAGUUCAUUCCCCAGCUGGAGUCCGAGGACGACACCAGCUACUUUGACACUCGUUCUGACAGGUACCACCAUGUGGAUUCAGAGGAAGAGGACGACACCAAUGAUGAGGAACACGUGGAGAUUCGGCAGUUCUCCUCCUGCUCGCCUCGUUUCAGCAAGGUGUACAGUAGUAUGGAGCGCCUGUCUCUGCACGAGGAGAAGAGGACUCCUCCUCCCACCAAACGCAGCCUCAGUGAGGAGGGAGGAGAUCGUAUCGACAGCCUGAGCGGACUCAAGUCCAGAGAUCGAUCCUGGCUGGUGGGAUCUCCAGAGAUCCUGCGGAAGCGUCUGUCCGUCUCCGAGUCGUCCCACACAGAGAGCGACUCUAGCCCUCCGCUGACCGUCCGGAGACGCUGCUGCUCAGCCAUCAUUGAGAUGCCGCGCUUCGCCAUCUCCUCAGAGGAAGAGGGAGGUCAAGGUGCAGCAGGAAGUCGUAAGAGUCCCAGCGUUUUGGGUCCGAGCGCAGUGAGGGGCCCGCGGAGCGACGAGCUGCCCCUCGCCAUCCCAGAGCUCCCAGUGGAGAGAGAGCUGAAGCUGGACGAGUCUCCCACCACACCGAGCUCCACCUCCAGCCAGCUGAGCAAGGCCACGCUCACACCGGGUAGUUCAGGUGACGAUCGUGGUCACAGAGGUAACGGCGUUGCCAGUGGAGCUGCUAAAGUCGCAGCAGACAACGACUCUCCCUCCACCCCGAGAGCCAUCAGCGACCUGGCGGCUCGCAGGGCUCGCCACCGGCUGCUGUCUGGAGAGGCAGACAAACACACAGCGGCGCCGAGCUCCAGACCGCUCAACAAGGUCAUCAAGUCGGCGUCCGCCACCACGCUGUCACUGAUGAUCCCUGCAGACCACCACGGAGCCUCUCCAUUGGCCAGCCCGAUGUCGCCCCACUCGCUGUCGUCCAAUCCGUCAUCGCGGGACUCGUCCCCGAGCCGAGACCUGUCCCCGGCCGUGGUCAACGUCAAGCCCGCCAUGGUGAUCCAGAGAGCGGGCAAGAAGUACGGCUUCACCCUGAGGGCCAUCCGAGUAUACAUGGGAGACUCUGACAUCUACACUGUGCACCACAUGGUCUGGCAUGUGGAGGAGGGCGGUCCGGCCCACGAUGCGGGGCUGAGGGAGGGAGACCUGAUCACCCAAGUCAACGGAGAGGCGGUUCACGGUCUGGUUCACACAGAGGUGGUGGAGCUCAUACUGAAGAGCGGUCCCAAAGUGUCCAUCUGUGCCACCCCGUUUGAGAACACGUCCAUCAAGGUCGGCCCCGCCCGAAAGAUCGGCCACAAAUCCAAGAUGGCGAGACGCAACAAGAAGACCAAGACCAAGGAAGGACAGGACAGCAGUAAGAAGAGGACGUCUCUGUUCAGGAAGAUCACCAAGCAGGCGUCUCUCCUCCACACCAGCCGUAGUCUGUCCUCUCUGAACCGCUCUCUCUCCUCUGGGGAGAGCGGCCCCGGCUCGCCAACGCACAACCUGUCGCCACGGAGCCCGACGCAGGGCUACAGGUCCACGCCGGACUCCGCCCACUCAGUUGGUGGAAACUCAUCUCAGAGCAGCUCUCCCAGCUCCAGCGUCCCAAACUCCCCGGCGAGCUCCGGCCACAUCAGGCCCAGCUCCCUGCACGGCCUCGCCCCGAAGCUCCAGCGCCAGUACCGCUCACCCCGACGCAAGUCUGCCGGCAACAUCCCCCUCUCCCCUCUGGCCCGCACGCCUUCGCCCACCCCUCAGAGCAGCUCGCCGCAGCGCUCGCCCUCCCCUCUGCCCAGCCACGCUCUGGGACAGUCCGCGGUGGGUCAGUCGUUCCCGGUGAAGCUCCACUCCUCCCCUCCCCUGGUGAGGCAGAUAUCCAGGCCUAAGAGCGCGGAGCCUCCACGGUCUCCGCUCCUCAAGAGGGUGCAGUCGGCCGAGAAGCUGGCCUCCUCCCUCUCUAACUCCCCCUCGUCUCCCUCCGGGGUGGCGACGGCGGGGGCGUCUGUGGGGAGCCGGAAACACAGUCUGGAUAUCUCGCAUUCAGAGUUUAAGAAGGAGAUUCUGCAGAGAGAGCCGAGCCUACAAAGCCUUCAGGAGUCAGCCAGCGAGGGCCUGCUGUCAUCAGCAGGACGCAGCGUGGAGAAGGGCAGCCUGCAGAAACACUCCUCCUCAUCCAGGAAGCUAGGGCGCCAGGAAGGGGACGGCGCCCUCGGCCCGGUGUCCGGCUCGCUGGGCCUGGCCCCCGGGAAGAGCAAGCUGAAGGACAAGCUGUCCGCCAUCCGGCAGGACAGAGCCGAGCGGAGGGAGUCGCUGCAGAAGCAAGACGCCAUCCACGAGGUCGACUCAUCCGAGGACGAGACGGAUGAGGGCUCCGAGGACAGCCAGGACGGACGCAGGGGAUCGACCUUCACUCCUCCUCCCCUGCUGAGGCCCACCACUGUGAGAACGGGCCCCGGAGGCACGCUGCCGUCCCUCUGCCUCUCCCCCUGCACCCCUCACGCCACCUUCACCCACACGGGGCCCUCCCAGGUGGGCAGGCCCACUCCCUCGCACACCCUCCCCUCUGUUACUGAGACGAAGCCCGGUCAGAGUGCCUCCUCUCUGGGAGUAAAAGAUGCGAGGUCUGCCUCAUCUACAGAAGAGAGGAAGGUUCUGGAGCCGAGCGGUCCGGUAAAACCCCCUCAGGGCCCCCUUCCCUUCUCCACCCCAGGCAGUGCGUUCAUCUCAGUCAGCAAGGACACUUUCCUCAAGCCAACUCCUCCACAAGACUCAAAGAGUCUCAGGGGGAAGACUGCACCAUCAGAGGACCAAAACCUGGUCAGCCCUAGAACCACAGUCCCCUCUACCACGACCACCACGAACACCACAGACUCCAGAACCACCACCAGUACCACAGACUGCAGAACCACCACGAACACCACAGACUCCAGUACCACCACGACCACCACAGACUCCAGAACUACCACUAGUACUACAGACUGCCAAACCCCUGACAGCCAAGAGACGCCCCGCGCCUCCUGCUCCUCUCCCGGCAUCCCCAAGGAGAAGAAGGAGGCUGACAACCGGAGACUUUGUGCUGCAGCGGCUGCAAGUUUCAACGCGUCGCCCUCGUCCACUUCCGGCUCCAGCUCCAGUUCCAGCUCCCCGGUUCCGGCCCCUGAGAGUGCCGUGGAGAAAGUUGUGUCCCAGCUGGCGACGGUAGCUAAGAGCGUUCUGGGUCCCGUCAAACUGAGCACCGCUGCAGACAAGAAGGACCAGAAACCAUCCAGAGGUGGCACCCCAGAAGUCCCACCGACUGGCCCCCUCUCAUUUCCGUCUAAACAGCUCCCAACCCCUCAGUCACCUCACCUUUUGGAAAACAAACAGAAGACUGAGCCCCUUGCCUCUCCGACCACCUCGCAAAGGGCAGCCAAACCGUCAACCCAGAAAGACUUUGCCGCCCUGCCGGCAUCGUCCUGCAAGGACGUCCCAGAAAGGCCUACAUCAGGGUCUGCAGGUAGGGAGAAUGCUGCCACAUCUGCACAGCGGCUGGGCGCUGCAGCCACUCAGCCCGCCCUCAACGCACACCCCAGCUCCUCUGCAGCAUCUGAGCCACAGCGGCCCAGGAGGCCCGAACCCCAGACGACAACUGCCGCCAACGCCGCCGUGUCCGCCUCCUCGCAACAAGACAAAGCAACCAGCAAGAAGACGUAGCAGCAAAGAACCAGAACAAAAUGUACAGAUCAAACCACUCAAUGCUGGCUUAAGGUUUUUAGAACUCAACACAAACUGCAUGUUUGGAAGAAAAACACAUUAGUAACUUCGCACUAAUCGGAGAGUUUCAAAGCAAAAGGAAGGCGCAGAAGAGCUGUCAGACGCAGAGAGACAGAUGUGGUAGUCCUAGUUCCAUUCCAGCUGUUCUGUGCUCUUAAUGUUCAUGUGAGUUAUUUUGGUGUCCUGACUCUUUGGUUCCUGCUUUCAGUACUAAAUGCCACGGGGAGUUGGCAUUUUAUUUUUAAUUUUUUCUGCAAACAUAUACGGGGCUAGAAAUAAAGAGCUCAGUGGUCCGUGCACAUACAAUUUAAAUAUCACGAUCUUGCUUGUGCUGCCUCAUUACUCUUCACCUUGAUGUUUGGCAGAGCCUCCACGCAUGUUCCUCCGACAGAUCAGGACGUGCCUUACUGAACACACACUUCUCUUUGCCCGUCAACGUCUACCCAGCCACGACUGGAAGAAGAUUGUAUCUCAGCAAUAAAGCUCAGCGUAUGUUUAGCAAUCUGUGUAAAUGCAUUACAGUGUUUUUAAUAGGACUAAAUCUGCAACGUCAAUGAACACUCAGCACCCAGCUAACUAGGCCAAAUUAAAUCCUCUUCUCUCGCUGCGGUCCCCGGUGAUCCGAUUCUACAGGGCUGCAGGAGGGGGAGAUGUGUUCCCUGAGCACUGAUCCAAGGCGUGGUUCAGCGAUUGGAAGAGAUUCCUGGGAGUCGGUGCUGGAAUAGAUUAGAUUAGUUUGUGCUGAUUUAUCAAGUCUGCCGGCACAGGCUACAGUUUCAAUCCUAAACUCUGAUCGACUUUCCUCGCUCCUCACCCAGCUAUAUGUUAUUGGUGUUUAUUGUACCGCAACGCCAUACCUUUUUCCUAGAUUUUUGAAUGCAUUUUCCAAAGGCAUUCAUCUCUACCAACUAGCACAGAUUUGACUGUAUCUACAUCCAUGACAAUUUCAAGUUCCAAUUCUUUCCAAGUUGAUUGGAGACAUUUGAAAAUUUGGAAAGCAUCGACUGUCUAGAAAGUAGGAACAUUUAACUUAGGGUUGGGUGUCAAUUCUUGGAUCUGGUUCCAGGUUGGAAAAUACCCACAUUUGCUGAGCUCCGACAACUGACGACUCUCUUUUCCUCGCUCUUUUUUAUUAGCAAAGAGCAUCGCUAACCGCCGCAUCCAUGUGCUGCUGGUGGCAGCUUAUACAGUGUAUCGGCUGUAGCUAAUGAGAUUCCUACAAAUGCUGAAAGCUAAACCCAAAUGCGUUCAUGAGGGAUUUGAAAAAAACUUUAUGUUCCACAAGCUGAUUCAGUACUGGAUCAAAACCCAACCCUGGCAUAUUAGCAUUAGCAUGAUUACACAUUAGCCAUCGUUCUGGUUCUUGGCUCUAUAGCUCUGUCAGCAGAGUUCAGCAGAGAGGGGCCGUACACAUGUCACGCCUAAAACACGUGGAAAACGCCAGCUGUGCUGCUUUUUUUUCUUUCCAAUGUGCUGAGGAAGUUGCGCUCCUAUCGCGCCUGCCGUUACUAAGCAACCAAAACCUGGAUGACGAUGAAGUUGCGCUAAUUUAGCAGGAAGCCACACCGACUAAACUAAACACAAUCAAAACGAAGAUAAAUGGAUUUCUGAGCUUUCAACCGGAUGUUGUGCCGUCCUCGGACAGAAAGGUUGAGGCCAGGAAAAUAGUCCGUGGGACAGAUGGUUGGUUGUUCUUCGUCACAUGACAUGCGGUGAGAGCUGCGGUGUUCCAAAAGUUGAACUAUUUUUAUCUCGGGGCGCAGCCGUCACGGCCCGAAAAAUAGGCGCUUAGGAAGGCUUGCGUGCCGCAACAGUGUCGCUCUCACGUUCGAGCGCGCCUGCCACGCGUCUACAUUGACAAACACCGGAGCGCAAAACAUGCAGCAUGUGUAGCAGCCGGGCUUAUCGGAUGAGUUUUAACUCCGAACUUUAGAUUCAGUAUUUUAGUUCCAAACACGCAUACGGACAUGAAGCCAAGGAUUUCAACGCACACCUAAUUUUAUCGGUCGCUUGCACACACCUCCAACAUCUUCACCAACACUCAGCUGAAGGAUCCAAACUGAGCACGCUCAGACUGACUGUAGCCGCCUUUUUAUUUCUAGCCCCCCAUUCAGCCUCUGAAGGCUGCCGUAGUUUUAUUUGGUAUCUGGACCAACUUGCUGUGUUUUUUUUGCCUCUGAUCCUGUGAAGUCAUCAGACUUUACUUUGUUUAUGUGUGUGUGAGGGAGCGAGCGAUUUGUGCAUGGUUAUCUGUGUAUAAAUAUAUAUAUAUGAGAAUAUUUAAAGUUCUGUUGUGCAUCUGUUUUAUACCCUGAGUGUGUGUUGGCGUGUGUGUGUGUUUUAGGACUGUCCAGGACACCCUGCUACCUGUGUAUGUGGCCGAGCUCUCUGAUGUGUCGGGGCGUCGGGCUUUGCACAAAACUUUUAUCUCGUUUGUCAAAUGAAAAAGACGAAAAAUCACGAAAAGGAAAAGCCGGUCGAGAUGUUUGACCGCUGUGUGUGUUGGGUUGGAGCUCAGUUCUAACUGCUGCUUCACUGUAAAAUGCAGUUUGCCUGUUAAAAUCAAUUCCUCAUGUUUUUGUUUUAUUUUUUUUUCUCUUGGAUAUAUCCCCUUUAAUUUCGCCUGUGUUGUCCCGAUCUCGUCCCUGAUUCCUAUACUGUACAUUUGUAAGCAAGAGAAAGAUUUUUUUGUUUUGGUUUGUUUGACAUUUUUUAAGAAAAUCACCUUUCACUGAAUGCACGCCGAGCCUGGUGUGAGUCCACUCGUGUCGUACAUUUGAGCGUUUUCUGAAAAAAGCAGGAAGUUCCUCUCAUGACUUUAAGAUGAACUAAACCUCCCUCAGUGUUUUGUGUCUUUGCUGGGCUUGUGUGCUCGCGGAUUUCAGUCAAAUUAAGAGCUUUCCGCCUCAGUUUAAAGGACACUGUUAACACUGACUGUGGCAAUCUCUGUAAUAUGUUUACAUGUUUCUUGUUUUGUAUCUUUAUGUGUUGUUUUUUUUGUCAAUGGAACUCGUUGCCUGUAGCAAUCAAACCUCCUCUGACAGGCUGGGAUAAUUAUUGACAGCGUGUUUUAGGCGACUCCUGAUCAUAAUGUGGUGUGUUAAUAAUAUUUAGCUGUGUGAUGAAGAGGUCACCUGUGAUGGAGGACGUGUAGAAAGGAGGAAGAGUCAGCGCACAUAUGUCAAAAUCAUCUCCGUUCUUUGUGCACGUCGCGCUGGUCGUCUCAGAAGUGUGUUAGCAGGUGUGUCUGUGGAACAGAUCAGAGGCGCUGUAGGGAGGAAGCAUCUAUCAGCAGUACGCUUCGGCCAAUCAGACGGUCAGGACGUUGGUGACUAAUCUGUCUUUGGUGGCGUCAGACUUGAAUAGAUUUUGUCUAUUAACCGACCACAUUGGAUGUUAUUCAAAUACACGACACAAGCUUCUUUCCUCUUAGCGUGGUGUCAUCGGGAAAAUGAGAUGCAGAAACCAGUAUGCAGGUCAGAUUUGAGAGCGAGCACGGACAGAUUCGUAAGCGCUGAAGAAGUUUUGGAGCAAGCGAAGACACUAUUGUGAGCAUCUAUAAAGUUUUGAGCCCAAAAGACAAGUUUUGUCUGUAGAUUUGAGUGAGCAACAAGUCAGGUUUGGACUUGGUUGGCCGAUAAACUGGAUUUUCUAAUCUCCGAGGCGAAUGAAUCUUGUGUCUUUAGUGGAUUCAGAUUCUGUAAAAUGGCAUCAAACCUGAAACCAAGCAAAACGUUUCAGUUCUUUCUUCAGUUUUGACAGUUUGUAUUCUUCAGUUCAACCUAGAAAUAUAUUGUUUCCCUGUUAAAUUCCACCUUCUAAGUAACAUCAGUGAGUUCAUGAGGUCAUGGUUUAAGUGCCCAGACACACCAACCCAACAUCAGAGAACUAGUGGCGACGAAGGCCGUCUGUUAAGUCCCCUCACGUCGCCUUUGGCUUGGCCAAAAAGUUGCACUCGAACACACCGCAAAGACUACAGCCGACGGUCAACUAGCACGUACGUUCUGCGCCUGCAUGAGAUGAAAUAACUCUCCACACCAGCAGGUAGUGGUAGUCCGUAUUCAAUAUUCAAAAAGGGAAACCGGAAGAGCGAGGACGGCAGAUAUACAAGCCGUUGUUAUGUUACGUACAUGAAACAAAGCGCCGUUUGCCGACCAUUUUCACACCACUCUCACUCACCGCUUAGCUUCAUUCCAGAUGGCUAUGUCGCUGUGAAAAUAUCCGUGUAUUGAAAUGAUCAGAUGAGAUGAAGAUGAAAAUCUCUGUGUGUCCCCUCUUGACUUUCCUCGUUGGCUUGACCUAUGUUUCUCUUCUCGUGCACUGAUUCGUUUAAGCUGAACAGCCAAUCAAAGUGAUUUCUCUCACCGACGGGUGCCGCUGCCAAUUCAACAUGCUGAAUCGGCCUAAAAGCCUCCGACACGUGCAGACUAGAGCCGAUGGUGCGGGACAAUGUCCGACGGCCGACCGUCGGCUUUGUGUGUCAGGGCCUUAAAGAGAUUAUGACACUUUGUGCUCAAAAUCUGAGAGCGGAUUUCAAACUAGUGGCACCAAACAUCUGGAUUUUUUUUUUACUUAAAGCUAGAACUAAAACUUGAGCAUGAGUAUCAGCUGAGAUUAUCACAGAUAUAUCAGUAUCACUCCUGGUGUUGGGGAAUAAGUUACAAGAAAUGUCAGUACAGAACUGCCAAAGAUAUGUUUUAGGUAAUUUAGAAACUGUGUCUCUGUUAUAUAGUUUUUAAGGGAAACAAACAUGACGUUCGUGUCUAUGUACACGACUCAAUACAUUCAAUUUCGUGAUUAUUUUACAAACUCCCGUGCGACUGGGCUGAAGAUUCAAUCAAGUAUCGGUGUGUCAAAAAAACUCCUGUUGGAUUCUACUUGAAACCUGUUUGUUGCUCAGUGAUUUGUCCCUGUGUGCUCUGGAGUCCUGACUAAUUAAUUACAGACGGGUUCAUUCAGUCCUGAAAUUUGGUUCUUGCUCAGUAGUUUUUGUCACUAAAAACCUCUCAGUAGGAGUUGUGAUCGGCGGCUUUAAUCUCUUCAGAGUUUCUGUUUUAAAUUCUGAUUAAGCACCGCUGUCGACUUCAGCUGCAGUUGUGAUUUUCCGUUUGCAGUUGGAACCUGAGUGUUUGUGUGUAAUCAUGCACCCUCCAGUCCAUCUGCUCUCAGCUGGUCGUCCUAUUAGUGCUACAUGGACAGCUGCCUCAUGUAAACACACACACACACACACACACACACGCACAGAUCAAUACUUGUGCCAUCUAAUGUAGCGGUGCCAGUUUCGCUGUCUCCACUGACAUUAUAAAUACACACACACACAUACAUACAUACCAAUACGCCCACACACACCUUCUCCCGUGUGUAAAGAUGAUGGUCCAGCCAUCUGUUGGAGAGUGAAGCAAGUGUCAGGUUCCCUGGUGGAGUCAUUAAUCUCAAGCCCUGAGCCUGUUGACCGCACACACACACACACACACACACCCACACACAGAGACAGGGUCAGGUUGGCCAACACAAACACUACCCAGCCCUCCCUCAGGCUCCUCGGUCCCGUCCCGGUCCGGUCGGUUCAGCAGUUACACUGUUAGCAAUUUGUUCGACCUCCAGCCUGUGUUUACCCAUCAUGCACCUCUGCUGCUCCCUGGCAGAGGCCCACAAAACCAGACACACACUACCACGGAAGUUCGUUAACCAGCUGAGAAGUCAAAUUCAAACUGUAAUCAGUCUGAAAGUCGGUGAUUUGAGAGCACGUGUGUGGAAUCGUGUCACCGUUUUGUGUCUCGUGUCAGUCUCGCGGCAUACACGAGUCUGAACGUGAUUGACAGGCAUCAUGUUGAUUAACGUUAAACCACAAUAUCACUAUAUAUUUCAAAUGCUUGGCAGUUUCUCCCCCUCCGACGUCGGUCACAUUCCUGUUUUGCAAGACGGGCUUCACUACAUAUAACUUUGUUUUUUUUGUACCUCCGUGGACUUUGUGUUGGAGUCUGAGUUGUGGUGGGGGCUGGUCGUUUGUUGGCGUCCAUUUCUAACAGAACGUCAGCUAUGGUUGCACACUGUUAGACCUGUAAGCGGGGCUUAAAUUAAAGUCAAUCGCGAGCGUGCGUGCAUGACAUCACAUCCGUUAGAUUUUCCCAGAAAACCGUCCCACAUUCUUCACAUUACAAGCAGUCUACAGGCUGAUAGAGGAAACCCAGAAAGUCGCGGAAGGUCUAAUUUUGUAGGUUAGGUUACAACCUGUGACACAUAUACGUGUAAAAAAAGUUAAAUACAAUCCCUUUAAAUGCUUUACAAACACAAGCAUCUUCAUAAUCCGUACUUUGAAAACCAUCACAUCAAAGAAAUAAGUAUUCAAGAUCACAAAUCUCACCUGACCAUUAAUUCCCGGUACCUGAUAGUUAAUAAUGCUCAAUGACAGGGACCUUAGCUCAGAAUUUAACGAAACAGUUGCAGGGAAACCGUGCAGACAAAUCUACCCUCGGAGAUUUAUUACAUCUAUUUUUUUUUCUGUUCUCAUCCGGUAGUUUUAACAUUAAUUAACUUCCGUACAUAUUACUGAGUCCUGUCAAAACGGCUGCGGCAAACUUUCCAAACUGAAAGUUAAAACGUACUUAAUUUGAGUGUGGACCAAAACAAGAUUUUGAGCAUUUAAAACUUGCAUCUGACUGUGUCCCUGCUCGCUACCAGAUAUCAGAUCGUGACUUCCAGAUUGAUAUAGGCAUCAGUUGUGGUUUUGUCACCAAUUAGCUUCCGUACACCUCUGACUCUAAGCAUGUAGAGUAACCAGCUCUGUCUGUGAGGCACAUCAAUGAUUCAAACAUGUUACUUUGGGUAUGACGAGGUGAAGCCUUAUUACCACUAACACACACACACACACACACACACACACACACACACACACACACACACGUUCUGAACCACGUUACAUGAGAUUCAGUGAUGUUUCAAUGUGCAGUCCGUUAAGCUCGUAUCUGUGUCUGAGAGGGUCGAAAGCCGACUUUUAUGGACUCUUGCAGACGAGGGCAGUAUUUCCAAGCCGUGUGUGUUUUGUGUUUGUCUUUAAAGAGCGAUGAAGAGGAGGAGGAAGAUUCAGCUGUGCACCGUAAAAGCUUGAGAAAGACGUUAAGAGAGAGAGAAAAAUACAUUGCUAGAGUAAAACCAGUGCAAUAUCUUUUUAUUUUUUAUUGUGGUAAAAGCAUGUUGUUGUCAAUCUUACCUUACAACAAUAAUAAAGGUUUUUUUAUGUACUCUU
This is a messenger RNA of Sebastes umbrosus (honeycomb rockfish), 15118 nucleotides long. RefSeq names its product microtubule associated serine/threonine kinase 2 (gene mast2). NCBI's taxonomy places the organism in Eukaryota, Metazoa, Chordata, Actinopteri, Perciformes, Sebastidae. The record is from RefSeq and is a predicted model, not a curated record. The transcript is spliced from 31 exons. Gene Ontology annotation, cellular component: microtubule cytoskeleton. The coding region runs from base 1900 to 7812 and encodes 1970 amino acids. Gene Ontology annotation, biological process: intracellular signal transduction; peptidyl-serine phosphorylation. Gene Ontology annotation, molecular function: protein binding; ATP binding; protein serine/threonine kinase activity.